Messenger RNA from Etheostoma cragini (Arkansas darter), 4076 nucleotides. RefSeq names its product stromal interaction molecule 2b (gene stim2b). The transcript has 12 exons. NCBI's taxonomy places the organism in Eukaryota, Metazoa, Chordata, Actinopteri, Perciformes, Percidae. The record is from RefSeq and is a predicted model, not a curated record. Gene Ontology annotation, molecular function: protein binding; calcium ion binding; calcium channel regulator activity. Bases 991 to 3267 code for a protein of 758 amino acids. Gene Ontology annotation, cellular component: plasma membrane; endoplasmic reticulum. Gene Ontology annotation, biological process: activation of store-operated calcium channel activity; store-operated calcium entry; intracellular calcium ion homeostasis.
CUCUCUCUUCUGAUGCCAACGCAUUUUGCAUACUGACUUCCGCCCCGCUCGGCUUUCUCUCCCCAGUCUGCAUCGGUCGGCGGGCAGCUGAUAUGACAGGAGGAUACAGUAUCACACACGAGCCGUGAAAAGCUGACUUAAAAACUUCAUUUAGAAAGUAGGCGGAUGUCGUGUGCGGUUGAUAUAGGUCGGGAAAGGAUUAGGGGAAACGGAGGAAGAAGAAGCGAAUGUAUUUUUUGAUGCGAUGGGAUUUGCUACUUUCGUGUGAAGAGGCGGACCUAUGAGACGCUGCGAGUUCAAUAUGCUGAAGCUGUACCCGGUGUUUGUAUACUGUACGUGGAAGUACAGAGACUAUUUUCUUCCAAGUCACAGGCCUACGUAAGGAUUUAAUACAGCACUUGAUAUUCUUUCUGGCUCACAGAUAUCCACGGUAGAAAAACUACUACCAUUUGGUCUGUUUUUUUGUGUGCUGACAGGGAAUUCCUUCAGAUAGGCUGCAUGUGCUUUGCUCCUUUGCUGUCUAUUCACUACACGGUCUUUUUUUGUUAGAUAAUAUAUGUCUAUUUUUUAAAUUGAUAUAAAUAAGACAUGGGGGACAGGCUUGUCGUAGCUCGCAGUCACCCCACAGAAACAGACAGUAAACCUAUUAGAGGCUAGUUCUUUUUUUUGAAGGGGGUCUUAUUACGAAGUUGUCGUUGACCCACGAUGAACUAUUAUUUUGUAGGUCUUUCUUUUUAGGGCUUUCUGACCGCAAGUACUGCUCCUGUUUAGCUGUUAUAUAGCGGGUGGGUUUGCAAAUUACUCUACUGCGGGACUGCAUUUUCCAGGUGUCUCUUUUUCUCGUGACACCUCACUUGUAGGCUGCUGCUUAAAAGACAGUUUUUUUUUUGACUUGCUAUUACUGUUUUUUUUCCAGUCUGACAUUUUUUUUCUGGAUUGCCCCAGUCCCACGGAUAGGAAUAACUAGCUUUUUCACCUCAUUUACCCACCAUGAGUUACAUCCUCAAGGUAUUGAAUGUUUUGCUACGUGGACUCGUCAUCUAUGCGGUACUGGGCUUGGAGGGCACUUACUCGAAUGAUCUACCCAGCCACUCGUCUGAUGCUGCAAAUGUAGCCAUCACAGACCCCUGUGGCAUAGUGAUGCCGCCAUGCAUGGGCGAGGACGACCGCUUCAGUCUGGAGGCGCUGCGGCACAUCCACAAACAGCUGGACGACGACAAUGAUGGGGGAAUUGAGGUCAACGAGAGUGUGGAGUUUAUUAUAGAAGAUAUGAAGCAGCAGCAAACCAAUAAACACAGCAACCUGCACCGUGAAGACCAGCACAUCACCGUGGAGGAGCUGUGGAAGGGCUGGAAGACGUCUGAAGUCCACAACUGGACCGUGGAUCACACAGUGCAGUGGCUGAAGGAGUCGGUGGAACUGCCGCAGUAUGAACAGCACUUUCGGGACUUCCGGGUCACAGGGAACACUUUACCUCGAAUAGCGGCAAAUGAACCGUCGUUUAUGUCAAUGCAGCUGAAGAUAUUAGACCAGCGGCAUAAACAAAAACUAAACCUAAAGGCACUAGAUGCAGUGCUUUUUGGCCCUCCUCUUCGUCCACAACAUAACUUGAUGAAAGACUUUGUCCUGAUGGUUUCCAUAGUGAUUGGUGUGGGGGGCUGCUGGUUUGCCUAUGUGCAGAACAAGUGCAGCAAGGUACAUAUUUCUCAGAUGAUGAAGGAUCUGGAGAGCCUGCAAAAUGCCGAGCAAAGCCUUUUAGACCUGCAGAGCCGGCUGGAAAAGGCUCAGGAGGAGAACCGGACGGUGGCCGUAGAGAAGCAGAACCUCGAGCAGAAGAUGAGGGAUGAGAUCAACGGGGCUAAAACGGAGGCUCACAGGCUUCGAGAGCUGCGAGAGGGUGCUGAAUGUGAACUCAGCCGGCUCAAAUAUGCUGAGGAAGAGCUAGUACAGGUGCGAAAGGCCCUAAAGCGAGCAGAGAAGGAGAUGCAUUCAGAGCGCUCGGUGCCCGAAGCUCUCCAGAAGUGGCUCCAGCUCACACACGAGGUGGAGGUUCAAUACUACAACAUCAAGAAACAGAAUGCUGAGUUUCAGCUGUGCAUCGCCAAAGACGAGGCGGAGAAAAUAAAAAAGAAAAGAGGUUCUGUGUUCGGAACCCUUCACGUAGCCCACAGCUCAUCGCUGGAUGAGGUGGACCACAAGAUACUAGAAGCAAAGAAAGCUUUGUCAGAGGUAACGGCGUGCCUGAGGGAGCGGCUGCACCGCUGGCAGCAGAUUGAGAAGCUUUGCAACUUCCCCGUGGUCAAUAACUCGGGGCUGCCGAGCCUGACGGCCAGCCUCUACUCAGACCACAGCUGGGUGGUCAUGCCGCGAGUCUCGGUGCCUCCCUACCCCAUCGCAGGAGGAGUGGAUGACCUGGACGAGGACACGCCUCCCAUCAUUCCACAGUUUACAUCAGCCACAAUGAUCCGGCCCUCGCUGAACCGCAGCAGCAGCUUGUGUCGUUCCCGACGGAGCCUGAUGAGCUCUCCGCAGUCCUCAAUGAUGUCCCCAGACCCCGACCUGCUGUCGAUGGCCAGCUCGUCCCUCUCCUAUCGCCACGAGGCAGACGACGAACAUAUCAUGUUCAGCUCGGAUAGGAGGGGGGAAUCAGCUCAGGAGGGUAGCUCCAACACAGACUCUCUCAACUCCUCCAUGGGCCGAAAGCAGCUGCACAACCCCUGCACACCGGGCUCGGACACCCUGUACCGCAAGAUCUCCCGCGAGGAGCUGCUGCUGUUCAGCCAGAGCUCGGAGCUUCCUGCAUCAAACCCCACCACGUCCCACACCAGCAGCAGCAGCAGCAGCAGUCUCAGGGACUCCACGCCUCCUCCUCCCACUCCGGCCCCCACCCCCUCCGGCCCACCCUCCACCUCGCCUUCCCCGGCCUUGGAGCACCAACCGUUUGCACAAAGAGGCUCGCCCGACCUCACCCGCAUUAUACCCGAGUCCCAAAGUCUAACCUUCUCACAAGGGAGCGUCACCUCUCCAACGGGCAAGGGCAUGUACAACGGCAUCCUGGAGAAGUCCUACAGCUACGGCCAGCUGCCCGCGAGCAUGCUGCCCAAUGUGGGGCGUAACCCGUCUCUUACCUCCUUGGACUCGGAGGGCCGGAGCGUGGGAAGGGAAACCAAGCUCCAGAGCACUUCCUCCCAGGACUCCAGCGACAAUGGAGAGAAAAUCAAGCGCUCGUCCUCUAAAAUCAAAAGCUUAUUUAAGAAGAAAAAGUAAAAACGUUCAGAGUGAGAUAGUGUUUGAGAGAAAAAUUAAAUAUAAAGAGUUGUUUUAGCCCUAAUACUAAAAAAUGGACAUCACUGUAAGCUUAAACAUGGAAUUUUCUCUCAUAUUUCUUUUUGUUAUCAAAGAUGGAAUGUAGCUCAGUCUGUGUGCCAUUAAACGCCUCAGACUGGUAGCCUUAUUUUUCAAUAAUGCCUUUUUUUUUAGUUCACUCAUAGCCUCACAGGGAAACCUGCAAAGGUCAAGGAAAAGUCAGUGAAAGGUCAAAGGUCAUGAUAGUUGUCAUCUGAACAGCCAGAACAUGACCUGUUCAAUGUUUUCUAAUCAUUUUGGUUUGAACCAAAAAGUCACUGUGUGUAAGCUUCUAAAGGUGUAUUGUUUAGUACAGAAUGAUGUUUACUGUUCCUACUGAAAGUAUUCAAAUCACACUUUCAGUAGUGACAGCAUCACACGCAUAUCAAGGAAUACAGGUCACAAGAUUUCUUGAAAACACAAUUUCGACAAUUUCUUUCCAAAGUGUCCUAGCUAGUCCUCUCCCUUCAAAUUAUGGAUUGCAUCUUGCCAAGUGUUUAAGGUCCCUAACUCAUGUACUUGAUUGAUUUCCUUUGAAAGAAAAGAAAGAAACCCUGCUAAGUUUGUUGCACUAUUGCUUUCCUGGUAUGUUGGGAAAGAGCAUAUUGAAUAAAGAUAUAGAGAUGAGAGAAAUACAUGGGCAGCGACAGUGGAGAUGCAGCACAUAAUGCCAGAGCCAAAAUGAUCUGAUGCAUCUUCAAUGCCACUUCUUAUUGAUCUUUCAAUAUAUA